AUGGAAAAGUUUAUUUUGGUUCCCUACGAAAAAUAUCAGCGUAUGCAGCAGUUCAAGUAUACAGGAUCUGGAGAAACAAAAGAUGAUGAGUCCAUACCUCCUAAAGUGGCCAGAGCCUCAUUAACUCCACCGGGGGAACGCGUGAUCAAGAAAGAGAAAAAAACUAAAAAGACUCAUAAAGCAAAUAUAGAUGGAUCUCGGAAAUCGUGUCAUGUUACACAAAACCACCUCGUGUCGACAGAACGAUCACUGAAUCGUAACAUAGGCAUAAGAAAUGGAGGUGCUUGUGUGGAAAUGGAUGAUGUUGCCAUUGGGAGAAACAGGGAGCUGAUACAGAAACUGAAAUCCAUAGUUGAAGACUAUGAUAAGAAAAAAGACAAGUGCACCAAAUCUUUCAUUGACGAAGGAUUCGAUAGAAACCAAGCUGAAGCAUAUGGAUCUGUACUUAGAUAUUUCACUAAUGUUGGAAACGAGGUGAUGUGCCUUCAUUGCCGUUCUCGUGCAGAUAGAACAGACAAGUUUCAUCAUCGUGGUGACUGCCUAGUGUAUAAAACCUUGAAGGAAAUAGGAUAUGCUUCAUCUGAUGAAGACAGUUUACCUCAGAGAUGUGAUUCAGAUGAGAGUAUGGAGUCUGUAGAAAAUGGCCCGAGCAGCAUAUCUGGGAGAGACUUGGUUUCUGCAAAUGAAUUGGAGACUACUGUACCAGUUAAAUUAGAGCCUGUCACUGGAUUUCAGUCAUUUUCUGGUGAUGAUUCACUGUUCGGAAGUGGUAGUGACUCGAAUCCUGUUUUACCAACUGACGUGUACAGUAAGGCUACAAUUAAACAGCUAAUGGAGAUAUAUGGCUAUGAAUACAGCACUAUACUCACCAUAUACAGAAUUCAAGGACCAAAAUGUUUACAGUCAGUAGAUGCCUUUCUCCAUUGGGAGGAAAUAUCAAAAUCCUUCAUCCAAAGCAGUGCUUCCAGUUACAUGUCUGUACAACAAUGCCCCAGUUCUAGUGUCUCUGCAGCUCCAGUUCCUGAUGUUCAAGUCUCAGAAGUCACCUUUCCACCAAGUAGUUAUGUUACAGCUGGUGGUUACUCUCAAGAAGAGACAAGCUCUUACAGUUUUCUGACAAGCCAGAGCGGGGGCAGAGUGCAUGAACCUCCAAUGGUGACAGGUGCUGAUAAUGUCAAUCGAGAUUAUGAGUACUGCCUUGCCUGUAAGAGGGAACGUGCAUGGGUAAACCAAAAACCUUGUGGGCAUGUCGUCUGCAAAACGUGUGGUGAUCGAUCCAAUGUAUUCUGCAAUGUGUGCGGUGUAUUUGUUACAUACAGGGGUAUUUUUGAUAUAGCGUCUACAAAUUAA
This is a messenger RNA of Mercenaria mercenaria, 1350 nucleotides long. RefSeq lists its product as uncharacterized. The coding region runs from base 1 to 1350 and encodes 449 amino acids. The record is from RefSeq and is a predicted model, not a curated record. NCBI's taxonomy places the organism in Eukaryota, Metazoa, Mollusca, Bivalvia, Venerida, Veneridae. The transcript has 9 exons.